This is a messenger RNA of Oncorhynchus kisutch (coho salmon), 10455 nucleotides long. RefSeq names its product protein FAM91A1. The transcript has 24 exons. Gene Ontology annotation, biological process: intracellular protein transport. Lineage: Eukaryota; Metazoa; Chordata; Actinopteri; Salmoniformes; Salmonidae. Gene Ontology annotation, cellular component: trans-Golgi network; cytoplasmic vesicle. The record is from RefSeq and is a predicted model, not a curated record. Bases 183 to 2690 code for a protein of 835 amino acids.
CCCAAAAACGUGACGAAAAUACAACAAGGAAGUGGAUAUUUAUUAAAAAGGAAAAUUAGUUAUCUUCAGAUAGGAAACGUUUUGAAUUAUCAAGUUAAUUUUUGUCGAUUUUUGAUGUUUCGAGAGAUAUAGUUAUCUUGGACUAUAGUUCGUCGUAUCGUGGAUCCAUAUUCACUCAAGCAAUGAACACAGACGUUGAAUUCCACAUUAGGCAGAAUUAUCCGUGGAACAAGCUACCAACAAAUGUCAAACAGAGUGUUGGGAACUCGCAGCGUGAAUAUGAGAAACAUGUGCAGUUGUACAGUAUCCGCAACCAGCUAAGGUUCCGCAAUAACCUAGUGAGACACGUGAGGAAGGAUGAGAGGAAGUACUAUGAGGAGCUGCUGAAGUACAGCCGAGAUCACCUGAUGCUCUACCCCUACCACCUGUCAGACAUCAUGGUCAAAGGCCUUCGCAUCACCCCCUUCUCCUACUAUAUCAGCAUCAUGGAGGACAUCAUGAACGUAGAGAAGAGUUACGACUCGCUGCCCAACUUCACUGCUGCUGACUGUUUAAGACUGCUUGGCAUCGGGAGGAACCAGUAUAUUGACUUGAUGAACCAGUGCAGGUCUUCCAAGAAAUUCUUCCGUAGGAAAACGGCGCGAGACCUGCUCCCCUCCAAGCCAGUAGAGAUCUCUGUAGAGCCGUGGUGGGUGGCUCAGACCGGAUACAUCACAGAGGAUGACAUCAGGAUCUGUUCGGUGGCAGAGAGGAAGGCGAUUGAUAAGAUGAUAGAUUCAGGACCCCAACUGGCUGGAUCAAUGGAGUACAAUGUGGUGCUGAGUCUGUACAACAGGGGAUACAUCUAUCUAGACGUGCCCAUCUCUGAUGACAGCUGCAUGUCAGUGCCCCCCCUGGAAGGCUUCGUGAUGAACAGGGUCCAGGGAGACUACUUUGAAACCCUUUUGUACAAAAUAUUUGUUUCCAUCGACGAGCAGACUAAUGUGUCAGAGCUGGCUAAUGUUCUGGAGAUUGACUUGGGCCUGGUGAAGAAUGCUGUGUCUAUGUACUGUCGCCUGGGUUUUGCCCUGAAGAAAGGAAGCUCGUUCAGCUCAGAGCAGCUCCACCCCACGUGGAAGACUGCCCCCUCUGUCAACAGACUGAAGAGCACAGUGGAUCCCAAACAGAUGCUGCUGUCAUGGGAACAGGGGAGUCCUGUGAUGGAGGCUGGAUCUUCGGCUACAGACACAGACACCACCAGCCUGGAGGACCAAGACAACACCAGUGUGAGCAGCCUGAGUAACCCUGGUCCUGCUGCCCCACCCACCAAGAGGAUCGCCUUCCUGUUUGACUCCACCCUCACCGCCUUCCUCAUGAUGGGGAACCUCUCUCCAAACCUGAAGAGCCAUGCGGUCACCAUGUUUGAGGUGGGGAAGCUGUCUGACGAGACCCUGGACAGCUUUCUGAUGGAGCUGGAUAAAGUAGAGAGCACGGCGGAGGGCGAGGCCCAGAGGUAUUUUGACCACGCUCUGACCCUCAGGAACACCAUCCUGUUUCUCCGCUACAACAAGGAACUAACCACCGACCAGGGCCCUGACCUGCCUAACAACGGCCUCCCCCUGGAUAUGCUCCGCUGUGAGAGUCUGCUGGGUCUAGACCAGGCCACCUGCAGCCGUGUCCUCAACAAGAACUACAAACUACUGGUCUCCAUGGCACCACUCAGCAACGAGAUACGACCUAUCAGCAGCUGCACGCCUCAGCACAUUGGACCAGCCAUCCCCGAGGUGAGCUCCAUCUGGUUCAAGCUCUAUCUGUACCAUGUGACGGGCCAGGGUCCUCCCUCCCUGCUGCUGUCCAAGGGCUCCCGGCUCCGGAAACUACCAGAUAUCUUCCAGGUCUAUGACAGGUUGCUGAUCACUUCCUGGGGUCACGACCCUGGUGUGGUACCUUCGUCUAACGUGCUGACCAUGCUCAAUGACGCCCUCACACACUCCGCUGUACUCAUACAGGGCCAUGGGCUGCAGGGUCAUGGAGAGACGGUUCAUGUCCCCUUCCCGUUUGACCGGGAGGAUCUCAAAGGAGAGUUCUCCUCCUCCAACAUGUGUGUCCACAAGGCCCUGCUGCUGCUGAGGGAGAAGGUGGAUCUGGAGCACCAGUGUGGUUACAUCACCAUGCUCAACCCCAACAACAGGCACCGCAGGAGGGCCAGCGAGAGCUCCGACGGCAGGGGAGACAGUCAUCUGGGAGGUGGGUUGGAGGCCAACAGCAGCACGGAGUCCUUUGAGCUGGUCACAGAGGACAACAAUGGAGGAAAGCAAGCAGCAGAAGUGCCGUUGACAGAAGAUGAGUGGGUCCCUCUAGAGCUGUGCUUUGGGAUGCCUCUCUUCAGCUCCGAGCUCAACCGCAAAAUAUGCCGAAAGAUCGCCUCGCACGGCCUCUGUAGCAAAGACAGCCUUCAAGACUUACUUCAUUCCAGCCGAAAACUAUCAUUGAAGGUCCUGAGUUUUGUUCAGUCGUUCCAGGAUGGCAGCCAGGGUCAGCCCGACCCUGACAGUGGAGUGUCCGGUCCUCUCAGCCAGCCCCCGGCCGAGUCUGGUGUUCCGCUGCCUGCUCUCAACCUCAUCUUCAAGGAUGGACAGCUGAGGGAGUGGAGUGGACGAGCACCUCCACCUCUCCACAUCUCAGCCCUGCAGAAAGACCAGACCUUAUAGACCCCUCCACAUCUCAGCCCUGCAGAAAGACCAGACCUUAUAGACCCCUCCACAUCUCAGCCCUGCAGAAAGACCAGACCUUAUAAACCCCUCCACAUCUCAGCCCUGCAGAAAGACCAGACCUUAUAAACCCCUCCACAUCUCAGCCCUGCAGAAAGACCAGACCUUAUAGACCCCUCCACAUCUCAGCCCUGCAGAAAGACCAGACCUUAUAAACCCCUCCACAUCUCAGCCCUGCAGAAAGACCAAACCUUAUAGACCCCUCCACAUCUCAGCCCUGCAGAAAGACCAAACCUUAUAGACCCCUCCACAUCUCAGCCCUGCAGAAAGACCAAACCUUAUAGACCCCUCCACAUCUCAGCCCUGCAGAAAGACCAAACCUUAUAGACCCCUCCACAUCUCAGCCCUGCAGAAAGACCAGACCUUAUAAACCCCUCCACAUCUCAGCCCUGCAGAAAGACCAGACCUUAUAAACCCCUCCACAUCUCAGCCCUGCAGAAAGACCAGACCUUAUAGACCCCUCCACAUCUCAGCCCUGCAGAAAGACCAGACCUUAUAAACCCCUCCACAUCUCAGCCCUGCAGAAAGACCAGACCUUAUAGACCCCUCCACAUCUCAGCCCUGCAGAAAGACCAGACCUUAUAAACCCCUCCACAUCUCAGCCCUGCAGAAAGACCAAACCUUAUAGACCCCUCCACAUCUCAGCCCUGCAGAAAGACCAAACCUUAUAGACCCCUCCACAUCUCAGCCCUGCAGAAAGACCAGACCUUAUAAACCCCUCCACAUCUCAGCCCUGCAGAAAGACCAAACCUUAUAGAACCCUCCACAUCUCAGCCCUGCAGAAAGACCAAACCUUAUAGACCCCUCCACAUCUCAGCCCUGCAGAAAGACCAGACCUUAUAAACCCCUCCACAUCUCAGCCCUGCAGAAAGACCAAACCUUAUAGACCCCUCCACAUCUCAGCCCUGCAGAAAGACCAAACCUUAUAGACCCCUCCACAUCUCAGCCCUGCAGAAAGACCAGACCUUAUAAACCCCUCCACAUCUCAGCCCUGCAGAAAGACCGGACCUUACAGACCCCUACACAUCUCAGCCCUGCAGAAAGACCAGACCUUAUAGACCCUCCACAUCUCAGCCCUGCAGAAAGACCAGACCUUAUAGACCCCUCCACAUCUCAGCCCUGCACAAAGACCAGACCUUAUAGACCCUCCAUAUCUCAGCCCUGCAGAAAGACCAGACCUUAUAGACCCCUCCAGAUCUCAGCCCUUCACAAAGACCAGACCUUAUAGACCCCUCCAGAUCUCAGCCCUGCACAAAGACCAGACCUUAUAGACCCCUCCACAUCUCAGCCCUGCAGAAAGACCAGACCUUAUAGACCCUCUACAUCUCAGCCCUGCAGAAAGACCAGACCUUAUAAACCCCUCCACAUCUCAGCCCUGCAGAAAGACCAGACCUUAUAAACCCCUCCACAUCUCAGCCCUGCAGAAAGACCAGACCUUAUAGACCCCUCCACAUCUCAGCCCUGCAGAAAGACCAGACCUUAUAGACCCCUCCACAUCUCAGCCCUGCAGAAAGACCAGACCUUAUAGACCCCUCCACAUCUCAGCCCUGCAGAAAGACCAGACCUUAUAAACCCCUCCACAUCUCAGCCCUGCAGAAAGACCAGACCUUAUAGACCCCUCCACAUCUCAGCCCUGCAGAAAGACCAGACCUUAUAGACCCCUCCACAUCUCAGCCCUGCAGAAAGACCAGACCUUAUAAACCCCUCCACAUCUCAGCCCUGCAGAAAGACCAGACCUUAUAAACCCCUCCACAUCUCAGCCCUGCAGAAAGACCAGACCUUAUAAACCCCUCCACAUCUCAGCCCUGCAGAAAGACCAGACCUUAUAAACCCCUCCACAUCUCAGCCCUGCAGAAAGACCAGACCUUAUAGACCCUCCACAUCUCAGCCCUGCAGAAAGACCAGACCUUAUAAACCCCUCCACAUCUCAGCCCUGCAGAAAGACCAGACCUUAUAAACCCCUCCACAUCUCAGCCCUGCAGAAAGACCAGACCUCAUAAACCCCUCCACAUCUCAGCCCUGCAGAAAGACCAGACCUUAUAAACCCCUCCACAUCUCAGCCCUGCAGAAAGACCAGACCUUAUAAACCCCUCCACACCUAAGCCCUGCAGAAAGACCAAAGUGUUUUGCCACCUUAAGUACGUGUUUCUGAUGGACUCCUCCUCAUUCCCUCCUCAUCCUCCUUCCCUCCUCUUCAUAUUGUCCUAUGAUCUGAACCAACCCCUCCUCCUCUUCCUCGUAUUGUCCUAUGAUCAGAACCAAACCCUCCUCUUCCUCGUAUUGUCCUAUGAUCAGAACCAACCCAAAUCCUCCCCCUCUUCCUCAUAUUGUCCUAUGAUCAGAACCAACCCCUCCUCUUCCUCAUAUUGUCCUAUGAUCAUAACCAACCCAAAUCCUCCCCCUCUUCCUCAUAUUGUCCUAUGAUCAGAACCAACCCCUCCUCUUCCUCAUAUUGUCCUAUGAUCAGAACCAACCCAAAUCCUCCCCCUCUUCCUCAUAUUGUCCUAUGAUCAGAACCCACCCCUCCUCCUCUUCCUCAUAUUGUCCUAUGAUCAGAACCAACCACUCCUCCUCUUCCUCAUAUUGUCCUAUGAUCAGAACCAACCCCUCUUCCUCAUAUUGUCCUCUGAUCCGAACCAAACCAUCCCCUCUUCCUCCUCCUCGUAUUGUCCUAUGAUCAGAACCAACCCAUCCCUUCUUCCUCCUCCUCGUAUUGUCCUAUGAUCAGAACCAACCCAACCCCUCUUCCUCUUUUGUCCUAUGAUCAGAACCAACCAACCCCUCCUCUUCCUCUUUUGUCCUAUGAUCAGAACCAACCAACCCCUCCUCUUCCUCAUAUUGUCCUAUGAUCAGAACCAACCCCUCUUCCUCAUAUUGUCAUAUGAUCAGAACCAACACAACCCCUCCUCUUCCUCAUAUUAUCCUAUGAUCAGAACCAACCCCUCCUCCUUGUAUUGUGCUAUGAUCAGAACCAACCCAACCCUCCUCCUCGUAUUGUCCUAUGAUCAGAACCAACCCAACCCCUCCUCGUAUUGUCCUAUGAUCAGAACCAAUCCAACCCCUCCUCCUCGUAUUAUCCUAUGAUCAGAACCAACCCAACCCCUCCUCCUCGUAUUAUCCUAUGAUCAGAACCAAUCCCUCCUCCUCAUAUUGUCCUAUGAUCAGAACCAAUCCAACCCCUCCUCCUCGUAUUAUCCUAUGAUCAGAACCAAUCCCUCCUCCUCAUAUUGUCCUAUGAUCAGAACCAAUCCAACCCCUCCUCCUCGUAUUAUCCUAUGAUCAGAACCAAUCCCUCCUCCUCAUAUUAUCCUAUGAUCAGAACCAACCCAAUCCAACCCCUCCUCCUCCUCGUAUUGUCCUAUGAUCAGAACCAACCCAACCCUGCAUGAUACCACUGAACUAAAUAUUUCAGAAAAUACUUUGUCAUUAACGUGUUGUUGCUUUCAUGAUAAAAUGUGGGGACUUUAAAUGUCACAGUGAGACUGGUGUGGUGCUCUUCUCUUCUAUAGCCUAUGGAUCCAUCAUACAGCAUGUUGACUCAAAACCCUGUUCCGUUUUCAUCCUAGUUUACUAUCACCCAUAGUGGUAUUGUUGUUGCUCGUGAUGACUCCCGGAGGUGCAGUUGGCUUUUGGUCAUUCUAAUCAGAAGAAAGCUUGACCUGAGCUUGUCUUUUUUUUUUUAAGAAAACAAAUACUAUUUGAACCCAGGUCUGCUUGGGUUAUCCAGACAGUACCAAAGCCUGGACCUAAUCCCUCACAGAGAAGAACCAUAUUACAAUCCAAUCUAUCUAUGAUACUGUUUAUUCAUAGUGGGAGUUUUUCCCUGUCAGAAUCUGUAAUGCCACUUCGGGAAUAGGAGUACAGUAUUACACUCAGUAGUACACUCAGUAUUACACUCAGCAGUACACUCAGUAGUAGUACACUCAGCAGUACACUCAGCAGUACACUCAGCAGUACACUCAGCAGUACACUCAGUAGUAGUACACUCAGCAGUACACUCAGUAGUAGUUCACUCAGCAGUACACUCAGUAGUAGUACACUCAGUAGUAGUACACUCAGUAGUAGUUCACUCAGCAGUACACUCAGUAGUAGUACACUCAGUAGUACACUCAGCAGUACACUCAGUAGUAGUACACUCAGCAUACACUCAGUAGUAGUACACUCAGUAGUAGUUCACUCAGCAGUACACUCAGUAGUAGUACACUCAGCAGUACACUCAGCAGUACACUCAGCAGUACACUCAGUAGUACACUCAGUAGUAUACUCAGCAGUACACUCAGCAGUACACUCAGUAGUAGUACACUCAGCAGUACACUCAGUAGUACACUCAGCAGUACACUCAGUAGUAGUACACUCAGCAUACACUCAGUAGUAGUACACUCAGCAUACACUCAGUAGUAGUUCACUCAGUAGUACACUCAGUAGUACACUCAGUAGUACACUCAGUAGUACACUCAGCAGUACACUCAGUAGUAGUACACUCAGCAGUACACUCAGUAGUAGUACACUCAGCAGUACACUCAGCAGUACACUCAGUAGUACACUCAGUAGUAGUACACUCAGUAGUAGUACACUCAGCAGUACACUCAGUAGUACACUCAGUAGUAGUACACUCAGUAGUACACUCAGUAGUACACUCAGCAGUACACUCAGUGAUCCAUCCGUGCUCUGUUUUCCUUUUUAUUUGCAUGGGAGGGUUCAGUCUCCCAUUUCCACCCCAUAGUGGUUGUUUUAUUUGCAUGGGAUGGUUCAGUCUCCCAUUUCCACCCCAUAGUGGUUGUUUAUCGUUGUUGAUGACGAUGAUGAGUGUGUAGAGACCAUUGUGUGUGUUACACCAUCACCUCAUCAACCUACCCAAUACCUAACCUAACCUAUACCUAAACCCUUCAUAACUAGUCUCCUAUCGAUGGCUUGAUCUAUUAUUGACCCCUACCCUUCAUAACUAGUCUCCUAUCGAUAGAUUGAUCUAUCAGACACCUACCCUUCAUAACUAGUCUCCUAUCGAUAGAUUGAUCUAUUAUUGAUCUAUUAUUGACCCCUACCCUUCAUAACUAAUCUCCUAUCGAUGGAUUGAUCUAUCAGACACCUACCCUUCAUAACUAGUCUCCUAUCGAUGGAUUGAUCUAUUAUUGAUCUAUUAUUGACCCCUACCCUUCAUAUUAGUCUCCUAUCGAUAGAUUGAUCUAUUAUUGACCCCUACCCUUCAUAACUAGUCUCCUAUCGAUAGAUUGAUCUAUUAUUGACCCCUACCCUUCAUAACUAGUCUCCUAUCGAUGGAUUGAUCUAUCAGACCCCUAUCUGUCUGGUAGACCCAGGGCCGGCUCCAGGUAUAAGUGACAUAAGUUCAGUCGGGGUCUCAACUCACAGAGAGUUAGAAUAGUAACACCAGGUGAAAGUUGGACAUGUGGUUGUGCAUCUGCAGUUUUUCUCUUAUGUCGGUCACUGACAGUCACUCAAUUAGCCUUGUCCGCUAACAACUGUUAGAUUGGUAAGUUAGUCUAGCCAGCUUGUAGUAAUCAUGGUCAAAUAUCGACCAGGCACGCAGGGCACGUGUCCAGAGGCCCUGACUUCCAGGGCCCCCCCCCCCCCCCCCCCCCAUUGAUUUUGUUAGUCACUAAUAUCACUUAUAUCAUUAACAUGGCAUACACUACCGGUCAAAAGUUUUAGAACACCGACUCAUUCAAGAGUUUGUCUUUAUUUGUACUAUUUUCAACAUUGUAGGAUAAUAGUGAAGACCUCAAAACUGUGAAAUAACACAUAUGGAAUCAUGUAGUAACCAAAAAUGUGUUAAACAAAUCGAAAUAUAUUAUAUAUUUCAGAUUCUUCAAAUAUCCACCCUUUGCCUUGAUGACAGCUUUGCACACUCUUGGCACUCUCACAACCAGCUUCACCUGGAAUCAUCAAACCAUCUCAAUUGGGUUGAGGUCGUGGGAUUGUGGAGGUGUCUUCGUAACUAUGGGUCUUCCUUUCCUGUGGCGGUCCUCAUGAGCGCCAGUGUAAUCAUUGCGCUUGAUGGGGCGGCAGGGUAGCCUAGUGGUUAGAGCAUUGGACUAGUAACCGAAAGGUUGCAAGUUCAAACCCCCAAGCUGACAAGGUACAAAUCUGUCGUUCAGCCCCUGAACAGGCAGUUAACCCACUGUUCCCAGGCCGUCAUUGAAAAUAAGAAUUUGUUCUUAACUGAUUUGCCUAGUUAAAUAAAGGUAAAAUAAAAAUAAAAUAAAAAAGGUCAGGUCAUCUGAUGCAGCACUCCAUCACUCUCCUUGGUCAAAUAGCCCUUACACAGCCUGGAGGUGUGUUGGGUCAUUGUCCUGUUGAAAAACAAAUGAUAGUCCCACUAAGCAGAAACCAGAUGGGAUGGCAUAUUGCUGCAGAAUGCUGGUUAAGUGUCCCUUGACUUCUAAAUAAAUCACUGACAGUGUCACCAGCAAAGCACCCCCACACCAUCACACCACCUCCUCCAUGCUUUAUGGGAAAUACACAAUGCGGAGAUCAUCCGUUCAGCAAAACCGCAUCUCACAAAGACACGGCGGUUGGAACCAAAAAUCUCAAAUUUGGACUCCAGACCAAAGGACAAAUUCCGAUCGGUCUAAUGUUCAUUGCUCAUGUUUCUUGGCCCAAGCAAGUCUCUUCUUAUUAUUGGUGUCCUUUAGUAGUGGUUUCUUUGCAGCAAUUCGAUCAUGAAGGCCUGAUUCAAUCAGUUUCUGAGGCUGGUAGCUCUAAUGAACUUAUCCUCUGCAGCAGAGGUAACUAUGGGUCUUCCUUUCCUGUGGCGGUCCUCAUGAGCGCCAGUGUAAUCAUUGCGCUUGAUGGUUUUUGCGACUGCACUUGAAACAUUCAAAGUUCUUGAAAUGUUCCGUAUUGACUGACCUUCAUGUCUUAAAGUAAUGAUGGACUGUUGUUUCUCUUUGCUUAUUUGAGCUGUUCUUGCCAUAAUAUGGACUUGGUCUUUUACCAAAUAGGGCUAUCUUCUGUAUACUCCCCCUACCUUGUCACAACACAACUGAUUGGCUAAAACGCAUUGAGAAGGAAACAAAUUCCACAAAUUAACCUGUCAAUUGAAAUACAUUCCAGGUGACUACCUCGUGGAGCUGGUUGAGAGAAUGCCAAGCGUGUGCAAAGCUGUCAUGAAGAAAAAGGGUGGCUAUUUGAUUUGUUUGACACUUUUUUGGUUACUACAUGAUUCCAAAUGUGUGAUUUCAUUGUUUUGAUGUUUUCAUUAUUAUUCUACAAUGUAGAAAAUACCUUGAAAUACCCGGAAGUGUAAGUCAUGGCAAAAUGUGUAGAAUUGAAGAAAAUUCUACACACAAAAAUCUCUCCGCCGUCGGGAGCGGAGGAGGGGGGAGGAACCAAAAUGUUUCGCUUGCAACCAAAUCUCGUUUAGGGUCUUCAAAAUGCUAGAGCCAUCCCUGGGUAGACCCUUACCAGAACAUCCACCGUCAUAACCUCCAUCACAGUGUUAGAGUUACCAAUAGUUACCAUUAUUUACCAAUUGUUUUAUAUAAUGCCAACCAUGCAUUUUAGGAAUCUUUGUUGUAGCUUGUUCGAUGGGACAGUCACAAAAAUGUAAAAUUAAACGAUAUACAAAGAAUGUGUGUCAUGAAGUGGGAACAAAAUGUGGCAUUCCUCCUGACAUCUUGUUCACCGCCUGUUAUUAUUCAAUGUAAAUAUCAAUACUGUAUGUUACAAUAAAAUAAUACCCCCCCAA